UCUUCGUCGUCACUCGCCAUUUCCGACAUUCCGAGGUUUUUGGGAUUAGGGGUUAAUAUUCUAAUUUUCAAUUUCUAGCAAAGCUGUAGGAAGUAAGUAACCAGAGAGAAACACUUGAGAAAAAAGCUGUAGAGAGUGGAUAAAGGAAAGAAGACGGUGGUCGCCGAUCCGCCGGGAGCAGAGAGAGACGCACUAAUGACAAACCUGGCGGGCUUUUCUUCCAAAUUCCAAUAAAAAUACCUAACCCGGUUUUUGGUUUAAUUUCGGUUCAAUUGUCGGUCUGAGAUUGAAAACCCGGUUCAGGUUUUGGAGAUUUUGACUGGGGUUUAGAACGAAAGUACACCUCUCUGCUGCUUUUUUUCGAGAAGCUCUGACGAAGAAGAUGGGUGAAGAAGAAGCAGUAGCCGAAGAAAAUGGUGGACUUAAGGUAGAAUCAGGAGAACAAAACUCAUCCUGGCGUACUAUGAGAUUUGAUGUCUCUCCUUAUAGAACGCACCAUUUCUCUAAGCAGUUCAGGACCGCUCGAAACCCUUAUAAUUUCCUCAAGGGUCUUAAAUGGUCACCUGAUGGUUCAUGUUUCCUUGCAAGCUCUGAGGAUAAUACACUUAGUCUGUUUCAUCUGCCACAAGAUGGAGGGGAUUCUAAUGGCUAUGGAGUGCCAGUCCCCCUCUUUCACGUCUCUCUCUCUAAAGAAAAUGCAUGGUGUACUACUUCUACUUUUGCUUUUUGUUUUAAUCCGCUUAACACGGCCCAUGAAUACACAUGA
Molecule: messenger RNA, 766 nt
Organism: Arabidopsis lyrata subsp. lyrata
Lineage: Eukaryota; Viridiplantae; Streptophyta; Magnoliopsida; Brassicales; Brassicaceae
Product: telomerase Cajal body protein 1
Exons: 4
Coding region: 383-766 (127 amino acids)
Molecular function (GO): protein binding
Source: RefSeq, a predicted model, not a curated record